Lates calcarifer (barramundi perch) is the source of this 4062-nucleotide messenger RNA. RefSeq lists its product as uncharacterized. Gene Ontology annotation, molecular function: cis-regulatory region sequence-specific DNA binding. Gene Ontology annotation, biological process: positive regulation of transcription elongation by RNA polymerase II; snRNA transcription by RNA polymerase II. The transcript is spliced from 14 exons. The record is from RefSeq and is a predicted model, not a curated record. The coding region runs from base 228 to 3563 and encodes 1111 amino acids. Lineage: Eukaryota; Metazoa; Chordata; Actinopteri; Centropomidae. Gene Ontology annotation, cellular component: membrane; transcription elongation factor complex.
UCUGCGUGUGUGCGUGGAGCCGAGCGUCCAGCACCAGCAGUGAGUCACCUGAGAGACUGAAGAGGGUGAGCUGAGUGGGCCUGGCGGCCAUUUUACAGUAGGUCCUAGGAGAAACUAUCCACCUGACCACAGAGGCAAGUCGGGUCAAACAGUUUCUCCCUCUCCAUGUCUCAUAAGGAUUCUGUGAUUACCUCUUUCUCAAUGAAUUACCAAAAUCAGCCCACAGCAUGAAAAGCUGGAGCAGGAAAUACAAGAGACAAGAGCCUGACAGUGUGGUCGGGUCCUCCUCUAGCAAGAGGAACUCCAUUAGUGAUGAUCCACCAGUGCCUGUGUGGGUUACUCACACACCCACACCAGAUAAUAUCACGGACGAUGAUGAGAACUCCACGGGCCGCACAUCCAGCACUCCACCGUAUGCAGAGAAGGAGGGUGAUGACAAAAAAGGGAGCAUGAAGAACAGGCUGAAAUCCCUCAUCCCUCAGUCAUGGGGGGCCAUCAUCCAUAAAUGGACACGGGAAGGUGACAGUUUCAGUGACUCUGAACCCAGCAGCACUAGGAUCCAAAUCCUUCCCAAUGGGACCAGGGUGAGCCCUCCUGUAAGUCCCCUGAUUGAGCGCAAGAACUGGGGAGAAUCACUUGGCAGCUCCAGCCAGAACUCCAAUAAGCCUUUGUUAAGGGAGAGCCCCACUGAUGAGCUGUUUCAUCAAGGCCCUGGCGAGGAAUCUCUACUCACCAGCAUCCACCCUGCAGAGUACUACGCUGAGAAGUUGGAGGUCUAUAACCAGAAGUACUCUUAUUUGAAGUCUUGGCCAGGCCUGCUCAGACUUCUUGCUGGACUUGAGCUCCUGUUUGGGGGCAUGGUUUUUGCCUGUGUCAUCGCCUACAUCCAGAAAGACAGUGAGUGGUCCACUGCCUACGGACUCUAUAAUGGUGCAUAUAACAAUGGGCUUGGUAUGUCUGGAUACAGCUACAGAGGCCCCAUGACUCCCUUCAUUCUGGCCGUAGCUGGAGUCUCCUGGAUCAUUACCUUGUGCCUCUUGGUGAUGGGAAUGACCAUGUAUUAUCGCACCAUCCUCCUCGACUCCCCUUGGUGGCCUCUGACGGAGGCCUUCAUUAAUGUGGCACUGUUCCUGCUCUACAUGGCGGCAGGGAUCGUAUACCUGAACGAUUUAAACCGCGGGGGGCUGUGCUACAUGACAAUAGGCGUAAACCCCAUCAUGGCCAAUCUGUGUCGGGUUGAUGGGGGCCAGAUGGCGGGAACAGCUUUCAUCUUCAUCAACAUGACAAUGUAUCUAGGAAGCUUCCUGGUAUGUCUGAAGAUGUGGAGGCAUGAGGCCGCACGAAGGGAGAGGGAGUACUUUGAGAACAAGCCUCAGGAGGAGUUUCACCAGUCCAUCCCACUGGCCCCACCAAAACCAAAACGCAUUUCAUUCAAGGAUGAAAUGGACAAAUCUCUGAGCAAAGACCAUUUGAGUCCACAUGCAUCAGUCCCUGAGGCCCAAAAGAAGCCGAUUAGUCUGAGGAGAGACACGGCAUUCGAAUACACCCCUAAGGCACACAUCGUCGCAGACUACAUCAUAAAGUAUCCAGAGAUCAGCUGUGUGGAAGAACGCGAGAAGUACAAGGCUGUUUUCAAUGACCAGUAUCAGGAAUACAAAGACCUCCACCGAGACAUCAGCACCACCCUCAGAAAGUUCAGAGAGCUGGACACCAUGAUGGCACGACUGCUCAGAGAUGGAAAAAGCCAGGGGGAUCAGCAGAGGAUUCAAAGCAUUUUGAAGACGUAUCAGCAGAAAAAGAAUGAUCCUGCCUUCCUGGAGAAAAAGCAACGCUGUGACUAUUUGAAAGCCAAAUUAAGCCACAUCAAAAACAGAAUCCGCACUUUUGACCAGGAGACUAUGGCAACAGGUGAAAUGGCAGCAACAUCCACUAUGUAUGAUAGCCCCCCUGUGUAUACCCCACGUUACAGCACCACCUCCCAAAGCUUCUAUCCCCCAAGAAGCGUCUAUUCCCCUCAGAGUCAGUAUGUCCCCUACACCUACAGCGUCCCUCCAGACACCUACUGCAUGGAGGCAAGGCCUCAACACUUCUACCGCUGGUUUUCUCCACCUGGUUUUGUCAAAACCUUCCAGGGAGCCACCGUGCUCAUGUGUUUCCUCAUCUUCGCCUGUGUUGCUUCAACCUUGGUGUGGGACAUGAAUGGAUUUGGAUAUGGGGGUUAUGGUGUUGGGGCUACAGGCAGCGUCACAGGGACGGGGUCGGGAUAUUAUGGGGGCAGCUACGGCUAUGGCAGCUCCUACAUGACGCCACAGUCUGCCAAGUCGGCUAUGAUCUCCAUGGCAGCCAUCAACUUCCUGGUUUCUCUGGGCUUCCUGGUGGGGAGUUUCUCACGGUCCCCGAUGAUGAGGGGGUGCAGAUUUUACCUGACUGUGUUCAUCUGUGAUAUCAUCUUAGCCGUCCUUCAGGGCAUCAUCGACAUUAUCUUUGUGAUUGGGGUGAACCCAAUGUCUCAGAGCUCACAGAGCAUGUUGUACAACCCCAUGCUGAUGAUGUGUCAGAGCAUCCAGGGCAGUCCCAGCCUCAGCGGCAGCGUAGGGGCUGGUUUUCCGGGGGGGUUCCCCAUGUACAAUCAAUACCUGCACCACUACUGCUACAUGGACCCUGAAGAGGCGGUAGCGUUAGUGUUGGGUCUGAUGGUGGUGUUGGCUCUGUCUCUGUCUGCGUACUACGCCUACAAGACCCGCAGCAAGAUUUGGCGCCACGGCAAAGCCAACAUCUACUGGGAGGCGCCAUUGCUCAGGCCAUCAGAGGGGCAAGACGUACAGGACUGGGUGAACCACGUGGGAGACGUGCGCAGCACACAGCAGGCACCAACUGUUGUUGUAUCAGAGAGAGCGGCGCCUGACCUCAGGGUGGCGAACAGUGUGGUCUCCUACGGCAAUGGAACAGUCAGCAUCCACAGCGAAGGGAAUUAUAAAAGCAACAGUUUUUCUGCUGACAACAGUAAUAGUCGGGGUGCUGAGCCUCUGUACCAGAACAGCAAGGUAGCAGUUUACUCCAGCAGCUCCUCUGACGAAGCUGAUGGCAUCCGUAGACCUCCUCCUUAUAAUGAAGAGUGGGGACAGAGGGAGGCACGAGAGCCCCAGCCCACUGCUCAGAAGAUUGUGGAGUCUCAGUAUGAAACUGGUUACACCACCGGAGACACUGGUAAUGAGCUGGACCGGGACCACAUAGAUUACCUUCACAGGCUGUACCCAGAGAUAACUUCAGAUGAGCAGCGGCAGCAGUACAAAAAGGAGUUCGACUCUGAUCUGGCCCGCUACAAGGGCCUCUGCGCCGAAAUGGAUGACGUCAGCGACCAGAUGCACAAGCUGAGCCGGGAACUGGACACGUUGGAAGAGGGCUCCAUGAAGUACCAGGGUGUGGCAGAGGAGUAUAACCGACUGAAAGACCUGAAAAGGAGACCAGACUAUCAAGCCAAGAAGAGGCAGUGCAAAGAACUUCGGCAAAAGCUUUUCCACGUCAAACGUUUGGUGAAAAUCUACGACCACGGUCUUUGUUAGUGCAUCUCAAUAAUCUGAGUCAGUGAUGUCAAAACAGCUGAGGGUGAACACUGACAGGGUGUGAUCUGGCUGAAGAAAAAAAUGAUUUAUCCUUCAUUUUUUUCAGUUUUGCUGCUUUGAAUUGUAAAAGUUCAGCCCAUAUCCAGUGACCCUCACACAGGCCUCACAGUCACUGAACCUCAACUCUGGUUUUGACCCUGAUGUUUACAGCUCCUGGAUUACUUUUACAGCUGUCAGAAUAAAGCUACAGACUUUGCUCUGUGUGGUUGUAUUUUAAAUUUCUUGACAACUGGCACUGUUUGACUUUGUUGUAACUUGAGUAAGAUUUUCCGUUAUUACUUUAUAUUUCAGGGGCAACUUUGAUUUAAUAAUGUUUAAUCAGAGAAUAUUGUAUUUGGGGACUAAUGAAUGUCAGUUUUUAUAUGGAGAUAUUAUACAUGUGUAUCAUGAAUGAAGAAAGGAAGAAAGAUGAGAUGUAAAUAAAUUAACAGUUAAAACA